Molecule: messenger RNA, 2200 nt
Organism: Gymnodraco acuticeps
Lineage: Eukaryota; Metazoa; Chordata; Actinopteri; Perciformes; Bathydraconidae
Gene: pold2
Product: polymerase (DNA directed), delta 2, regulatory subunit
Exons: 11
Coding region: 213-1625 (470 amino acids)
Biological process (GO): DNA strand elongation involved in DNA replication; DNA replication
Cellular component (GO): delta DNA polymerase complex
Molecular function (GO): DNA binding
Source: RefSeq, a predicted model, not a curated record
UUUUCUAUGUUUGUAGACUUGUUAUCCCACAUCCCAUGUUUUCUCGCGAGACUUUGCGGUCAUCUUGAAAAACAGCAAUGUUGAGUGGGUGAUUUCGCGGGAAUUGUUUCCUUUGCUCGGGAUGAAAUGACUGAUAUCUGACUACAUAACAUACAACCUGAUUCAACACGGAUACCAGCUGAAGCCUUGCGUUGCCUGUACUAAGGACAGUCAUGUUUUCCGACCUGAGCGCCCAAAAGGAGGGCUCCUCUCUGCUCUGCCGCCCCUCCGAGGACCAGGGCCCGGUGUUUGACAGGAUGUCUCUGGCCUACAGUCCAUGCUCCGAGCGAUACACGGUUGGGGAGCGGAGCUUCAGUCGCCAGUAUGCUCAUAUCUACGCAGCACGACUCAUGCAGAUGAGACCCUUGUUGUCAGAGAGAGCCAAGCAGAAGUGGGGAUCAGAUGUGCUUAUUAGGAAACUGUGUGAUCUUCAGACAGGGGAGCAGUGUUGCAUUGUGGGGACUUUGUUCAAGCGUAUGGAUUUGCAGCCAUCCAUUCUGAAAGAGAUCAGUGAGGAGCACAACCUGUUGCCUCAGCCUGCAAGAGUCAAAUUCAUCAGUGAGACGGAUGAGCUGAUUCUGGAGGAUGAGCUACAGAGGAUCAAACUGGAGGGCAACAUUUACAAAGACAAGUGUGUCACAGGUAGUGUUAUUGCAAUAUAUGGAGCCGAAAAGAAUGAUGGGAAGUUCACUGUUGAGGACUUUUGCAUGGCUGAUCUUCCUCCACAAUCACCAAGACCUACACUGAGCUCUGACAGGUUUGUGCUCCUGGUCUCAGGACUCGGGCUCGGCAGUACUCACGCUGACAGCAUGCUGGGGCUGCAGCUGCUGGUUGACAUGGUAACUGGUCAGCUGGGUGACCAGGGGGAGCAGAGCGGUGCAGCGACAAUUUCCAGAGUAUUACUGGUUGGAAACCUGCUGAGCCAAAACACCCAGGAUGCUGAUGCAGCAACCAAGCCUAAAUACCUCACUAAGAAGACUCAGGCUGGCAGCGUGGAGGCCAUUCGUCUGCUGGAUGAGAUGCUGCUUCAGCUGGUGGCCUCAGUUCCAGUGGAUGUCAUGCCGGGCCAGUACGACCCCACCAACUUCACCCUCCCUCAGCAGGCCCUCCACCGCUGCAUGUUCCCCCUGUCCUCAGUGUACCCCACGCUGCAGCUGGUCACCAAUCCACACCAAUCUCACAUUGAUGGAGUUAGGUUCCUGGGCACAUCCGGCCAGAAUGUCUGUGACAUUCAGAGAUACAGCAGCAUGGACGAUCACCUGGAAAUACUGGAGGACACGCUGCGACUCAGACACCUGGCGCCAACAGCACCCGAUACUCUGGGUUGUUACCCAUUUUACCAAAAAGACCCUUUCAUCUUGGAAGAGUGUCCCCAUGUUUACUUCAGUGGCAUGGCCCCAACCUUUCAGUCUAAGCUUGUUACAGGUCCUGAUGGCCAAGAAUGCCUUCUGGUUACUAUUCCAGACUUCAACAGCACCCAAACAGCAUGCCUGGUGAAUUUACGUACUCUGACAUGUGAGCCAAUCAGCUUCUCUGCCUUCUCCGCGGACGAGGAUGAGGACAGUGAGAUGAACGUCAGCCACUGAGUGUCCAUAAUAUCCACAUACAGAUCAACACUUCUAGGACGCUAUUGAUGAACACUCAAACUAAAUUCUUAUGACCACAGCGGAGUCACAGCAACAUUGAGACAUGAACUACAGAGGCGGGGGUGUUUGUGAAACACUGAUGCUGUCCAGUGUCAUAAUGGCCAACAAAUUGCUGUUAAAGUUACUGUUGUCAAGGUGUGUUAUUUUUCCAGAAGGGAUAAGGGCCCGGCCACAUCUUAAAUAAUUGGCCAUAAUACUCGUUUGUAGUUUUAAAAUAAAGAUAUAAAAGCACUGAUAUCCCAGAAUGCUACACUCAAAUACGUGUUUACAAAUGUGCAAAAAAAGACAGAAUAGGCAUUGUGUAUUACAGUAACAAACCUUUAUUUGAAAAAUAACUACUUUAUUGCUGCGUCUGAGGCAACAUGACAAAAGACCCUUUCCCUCUGAAUCGCUGUAAGCUUUUUGAACCCUUUUGUGACUUUUCAUACUGUAAAAAUAUGUGUAAAUAACUCUGAAGUAAAAAAAAAAACUACUUUUUUUUUUAUGUGCAUCUACAAUAAACAUAUUUUCAUGAC